Mercenaria mercenaria is the source of this 13850-nucleotide messenger RNA. RefSeq names its product coiled-coil domain-containing protein 134-like. The transcript has 7 exons. The record is from RefSeq and is a predicted model, not a curated record. The coding region runs from base 485 to 1204 and encodes 239 amino acids. Lineage: Eukaryota; Metazoa; Mollusca; Bivalvia; Venerida; Veneridae.
UAGCAACCUCCUUGGCUCCCUCAGGCUCACCACAGGCGAGGGGACAGGUGAAGGGCUUGAUGUUGCCCCUAUUGGGGAUGAUGAGAAAAUACAGGGAAAAGUGCACUCAAAAGUCUCCAUGUAUGACAGAUAUGUAAAUUGAUUGGAGGAUGCAGGAUUAAGACAUGGAAUAUAUUUUUUCUGUUUUAAAAGUUUGAUAGUGCUUAAGAAGAGAAUUAAAAACUUUUACUCAAUACCAUUAUUUUAAUAACUUUCUACUGAAUAUAUAUCUUAAAAAUUGGACAAUUUCAGGGAUCUGAAACAAUUUUUAUUCAUUCAAGAUAUAAAUCAAAGCUGAUUAACUUUGAUAUGAAUAGAGAAAAUGUUCUCAAAAAAGGCGUAAAAACACAUCGUUAGGAAAUUAAAAUACCAAGUGAAAAAAAUACCAGUGUAACUUUAUAAUACUAUUCCAAAGGAGACUUUAAACAGACAAUAAAAUUGAACAAUGAAGAAAGUGAUAGUUCCAUCAGUUGAGGAUGUUCCAACGUCUGGAUUUUUUACUCGUUUCUUGAUAUACACAGCUGUCGUGUCUUUUAUUGCAUUAGUAAAAUGGCUGAUGGAUGAUGUGAAGUUGUUUGAGCACCAGAGAGCUAUACAGUUAGACGCUGUGAAGUCAAUGCAGAAAUCCAAGAUGAAACAUGACCAUAAAUAUAAACUUACAGAAACCAUGGUGAAUGAUAUAUUCAGGGUAUUAGAGGAGUCGAAAAACAACUUGACAGAAUAUGGCUUUGUACCUGGGGAUCCCUUUCCUGAAAAUGAGACAAUCAGAGAUGCCAUGUCAAAUGUAUUUGAGAACACAGCGAUGUUUGGGGACCUGAUACUACGGCUUCCUGAUAUUACACAUGAUAUCUACGACAAAAAUAAACACUGGGAGUUUCUCAUUGGUUGGGCUGUCUGGUUUUCUAUGGAAUCUGGAGUAUUCCAGGGACCAAAUGAACAAUUAUUAUCAUUAAUGUCAAUGGAGCUAGGUUUAAUGCCAAAAGAUGAAAAUUUUGUAAAUCCAUAUCAAGAGAUGGAAUUUUUAAAGGAGAUGGAAGAAGCAGAAAGAGAGAUGGAAGAAAAGAAAAACAAAGAAAAGACAGAAAAAGGAAAGAAGAAACCACAGAAUGUAAAGCCAAAAAGAAAAGGUCCGAAACUUAGUGGUGGACAUCAUUCAGAAUUAUGAAAGGAUCUUUUCGCUACUGUUUAAUCCCUCUUUUAUGUAACAAGUUUUUUUUCCUGAUUUGAGUUGAAAUAUAAGACAAUGCCAUUGAGUUUAUACAUAAUUAAAAAAUUUUGGCGUCCAAAAUUGCAGAAAUUUGCAAUAUUAAAUAUCCCAAUGAAACUGUUUCUUACAGUAACUUCAAAACAGGAUUAUGAAAAAAAAAAUCGAAGGUCAUCAUGCUUGUUCAGGAGUUACCUGCCCUUGAAUAUGCAAAUUUGAAGAAAAAUCCAGUUUUAAGGGCAGAUAACUCCUAAACAAGCACUGUGACUUAUGAUAUUUUUUGCAUUUUUUCUGUUUCUAACAUGAAACUGUGCUCAUAUACAAAGUUUGAACAAAUUCUAUUAUUGGGAAAUUUUUGCCCCAUCUCUCAUACAAGAAACUGCAGCAAGUGUCUUUAAAAGAACCUUGAACAUGGUAAUAGGAGCUUUUUAAGUGUCCAAAAUGUCUUGAUUUGUUUUGUAGUUACUGUAAGAAACAGUUUCAUUGGGGUAUUUACUAUUGCAAAUUUCCGCAAUUUUGGACACCAAAAAUUUUAAGAAUUGAAGAUGUGGCUUUAUUUGCUGAUUGAUUUUUAUAAAAACUUCUAGGAUACCUUAAUUAGCAUAAAAGUAACCUUUCCAUUGGAAAAAAAAUCGGAAAUGUUCUAAAAAUUAAGUUUAAAAUUGUAAUUUUGCACAUUUUUCACAAUGGGGAAUACACAUUUCUGGCCAAAAAGUUGACAUUAUUGCAGAUAUUUUAAAAAAUCAAAAAAAUCCUACUACCACCUUAGGAGGUCUUUAGAAUAUUGUAUUUUUUUGCCAGAAUCUUGCAAAAUAAAUCCACAAUAUGAGGAGGAAAACCUGUUAUAGAUUAGUUGGUUCGGACAGUAGAUUAAAUCCUAAAAAAAUGUUCAAAAUCCAUUUAACAAAUAUUUUAAGUUUCUAAAUUACUAAGUGUUCUUACUGAUGUGUAAAGGUUGCAACACAAAUUUUUACACAGUAUCAUUGAGCUUCAAAAACACAUUUUAACCAAGGAAGAAGUAGUAUAGCAAAUAUCCUAAGAUUUUUAGAAGCUACUUUAAAUAUUUUAGUGAAAAUGAAUUAAAAAGCAGGAACCUUUCUUUUUAUAGGAGAAGAUAUAUUGUUUAAUUUUUUAGUGGUUUAGAAAAUUACUUUAUUUAGUCAGUCAAAUGUGGCACUAUCUCUGUAUUAAUCAAUGUCUGGAGGAAGAAAUUUCUCUUAAAAGCUGCCAUAUUUAUUUUAUAAUUAUGUCUCCCCCAUAGGUGGAAGACAUAUUGUUUUUGCCUUUGCCGUCCGUCUGUCUGUCUGUCCAUCCAUCCGCAUUAAGCUUAUCCGGCUUUCACAGGUCAAGCUGCUGGCCGGAUUUCAACGAAACUUCACAGGAGUGAUCAAUAUCAAGCCUAGUUGUGCAUAUCUCCGGCAUGUUCCGCUUCCCUGUACCAAAUGGCCACCAGAGCUAAAAAUAGAAAAUUUUGUCCAGCUUUCACAGGUCAUACUGCUGGACAGAUUUCGACGAAACUUCACAGGAGUGAUCAGUACCAAGCCUAGUUGUGCAUAUCACUGCACAAAAUGGCUGCCAGAGCUAAAGGUAUACAUAUGUUUUUGUGACAAAAACACCUUCUAGUUAUCUCUGGUAUUAUGAAACCAAUGAUAGGCAUUUCAAAAUUGUAUUGUUAUGAAUAACCCACAUGUCAUUUUCAUCCUGUGUUGUAUGAGAAGACUACCGAAAUAUAGGUAUGGAACUGGUGAUGUCUGGUAUAAGCAAAACAGCCAGUGGCCCAAGAGAGCAUCUGAAUUUGGUCAAGCUGGUGAAUAAAUGAAAAGGUUACUGAGUGAUUUGUAUUUACAAAAAAUCAUGUAAAUCUUAUUUAUGUAUGUGUGUGCAAGCUUACAUGUACUUAUAGUUACCACUGGUAGCUGAUAUGAACAUUUGUUCCAGAAGAUUGUUAGUAAAUUUUAGUGGAAGGAUAGUGCAAGAUACAGAAGAUGCUCAAAUUCCAGAAGAUUCCCUAUUUUUUCAAGUGCAGGGUGUAUAGCACACAUGACUCCUAUCCCAAUGUUAGUUGUUUUUAGUUGGAGCGAGAGCUUAAACUCGUGAUCCCUGGUUUCGUAGUCAGACAGUGUUACCAUUGGACUACGGUAUCUGCUCUAAGGUUACCUUCAUUGACAGCUUAUAAAUCUUUCUGAAACACUCAUUGGUCAAGUGAGCUUCACAUAUGGUUCCUUAAACACUGAUAAUGACGGAAAAAUUCAUGUAAACUUCCGUAACUGUAAAUUUAAGAGAUGAAAAGGGAUAUAACUUUGCGGGUAUAAAAAAAAUACAUUUUGUAUGUAGCUUUGUUGGCAUAUCUGAACUUCAACCUACUCUUUGAUUCACCUAAUCAACAAAUAAAGACAUAGCUUUUUUGUACAGUCGAACUUGGAUAAUUCAAACACCAUCCUACACUUGAACUCUUCAUUAGGUUCCGGCAGUAUCCUUAUUGAAUGUAUAUUGUUUGAUUGCUCAAACUGCUUAAAACUUGGAACAAGUCGAGUUCGAGCAAACAAAUUUCAACUGUAAAGUUUAGAACUUUUUGUAUCCAAAAUGGACUCAUUUUGUAAUGGAAAAUGUCCUAUUAAUGUAUUUUUUUAUGAUUAAUUAAAAGCUAACCAAGACAUUUUGAAAAUUACAAAAGUUCUUAUUAUCAUACUCAGAGAUCUUUGGUGUAUAAUAUGAAAUGAUGUUGUUCUAAUUUCAAAAGAAAUCAACUAAAAAAGUUGUUGAAAAGGUGGAUCAAGCAGUAGGGCUAUAUUUGUACAAUAUGUAAUAUAGAGGGUUGCUCAAUGGAGAGGGGUUUAUCAGAGAAUCCAAUCAAAUAUAUAUGUGACAAAAAAUUAUGUACAGUUAUUCAUAAUGUGCUAUUUAUUUUACCACUGUGUUCAUUAUAUAGUGCAAAUAUAUCAGAAUGUUUGUACUACAAUCGUUUUUUUUUUAAAAAUACAUUAUAAAUUGCAACAUGAAUUAUUUGAUAGAAGACUGGUCAUAAUCAUUAUUAUUUAGUAUCUUGAAAAUAUUAUAGAAAUCUUCCAACAGUUGAGGUGUAGAUUAAACAUCUGACCCGGGAGUGAGUAUUUAAACAGUAAUGAGGGUCUCCAUCCACAAUUACAAUCUGUGAUGUAUUCUUUUUCUUGCAUACCAUUAUAGCCUUCAAAUAAUAGGAAAAAAAAGUGCUUUUUUUAUAGUUUAUACAUCAGUUGUGAAGGAAGUUCUACAACUUAUAUUAAUCACUCUCGACACCUCAUUCCUGAUGGAAUCUAUUGCCAUGAGUGCUUUUCUUUUAAGCACUAUUUUAUUGUAGUAGCUUAUGAAUUCAAGCAUUCAUUCAUUGAUUACAGUACAAAAGCUAUCUGACACCCCGAGGUGUUGGACAUGUUUUUCCAGGACCAGCAAAAUUACAGGAAAGUCCUACCAGGUAUGCAAUACACUUUGAGUUCAUAGCUUUUUCAUUUCCUUAUCCUGUUUAUAUAUUUACGAUCUUUAAUGCUGAAACCAGCACCUAUUUGAUUAUAAUACAAUGAAAAUUGGAAAGGAGGCAAAAUAAAUGUACAGAAUAUUAAAUUUUCCCUAAAUUGUCUGUAAAACACUAAACUUGGCCAUGUAGUCUUAUAUUCGCAAAAAAUACCCAAAUUAUGAUCUUUUGGUCAGAAUUAGCAAAAAAUACUAAAAGAAAGUUAAAACUGUACAGUAUGAAAUUUUUUGAUAUCCUUCAAAGACAAUUAAUCUUGAAACAAUUUUUCCUUUAUCCUCUGAGUGUUGGAAAAAACGUCUGCAGGAGGGGUUUAAAAUAAUACUUUUUCCUCUGGCUUCAGAUAGUUUAUGAUAAAGUGUCAUAUUUGUGUGUUUCACUUCAUAUUAAGUGGUAUACAAACAGUCUUGAAGAUUUUAGCUCUGAUCCUGCAACCUUUCAUCACCUCUUCUUGGAUUUUCAUUUUCUCAGAUCAUAUAUGGGGUCGAUUUUAGUCAAAAUCCACAUAUAUUCAACUAUUUUUUUUUGGGCAUCAUUUGUUUGGUUUUGCCAUCAUGUAUAUGGUUCUGGCAAUAUGUUUUUGGUAUGGCAUCAGGUUUGUUUUGGGAUUAGCAUCAUGUUUUUUUUUAAUUUUCAUGUCAUUGUCAAUAUCAGCAAUAGCUGGUACAUUAAUGAUUCAUGUUUUUAUGUUAUGGAUAUCAAAAUUGCAAAUAUUAGCUCAAAUUAAGACUAUGAUAUUUAUUUAUAUUUUUUAUUGAUUAUACUCUGAAUUGCUUUAAAAACCCAACAUUUGCAUUACUCUAUGUAAUUCCUAUUUUAGGUACUGGUUUUGAUUCAAAUUUUCUAAGAAAUUGUGUGAUAUAUAACUCCUACUUGACAAAAAUUUUAAUAUGAAGCAAUGUUGUCAGUAUUUGCAUUUCUGUGAGCUUCACAGGUCAUGCAGUACAAAAUGAAAGUCACAAAAUGACACAGAAUAUUUGUUAAAAUAAGGGCUUCUUUGUCUGCAAUCAUUUGUCCUCUACCUCUGAUUCAUAUGGGGAAGUUGGCAGUUACUUGGGGAAAACAGGUUUAUACUGGUACAGAAUCCAGGAACACUGGUUAGGUUAACUGCCCGCCGUUACAUGACUAAAUUACUGUUGAAAAACGGCGUUAAACCCAAAACAAACAAAUCAAAUGUUCACUCUUACCUUUUGCUUAUCAAAAUGCAGUGUGUUUUAAAGGGGUACUAUUUUGUUGAUUGUAGAAUUAUUCUUACUUUUUAUGAAAACAUUAAAUACCAUAAGUGAAAAUGUGAAGUAUUAAAAAAGAUACUUUGGGAUGUUACAACUGCUCUUAUUUGCAUAAUUUACUGGCAAACACAUGCAGGAAGCUAGUGUGUUACAUUUAAAUAUAUGUGACAGAGCAUGAGAUUUUGGGUCCAAAUGCAAUUUUGGUCAAAAUUGGGGUUUUGGGCUAAUCUGACACAUUGACCCGUUCUGAGUAAAAAUCUUCAACUUGACCACAAAAAUCAGCCGUUAUCAUGGAGAUAUUACCACUUUUCGGACACCAUGUUUUUGUCUAACUGUAUCAAAAUUGAGGCAGUAUAUCUUAAUAAUGACUCCAUAUUUAAAUAAUACCAAGAUUAAAUACAUGAUAAAAGAACAAAAGCAACAUGCAAUUAAUGGAAUGUAUUUCUUUUUGUCUCUUUCUUUCAUGUAGUAUAAAAACAUUUAUAAUCUCAAAAUCGUUUCUAUAGCAACACUGUUGUUCAACCUCUUUUUUAACAGUCCCUUGAUGAAUCUAGCAAUAAAUUACAUAGAAUGUGAAAUAAAUACACAAUUAUCUUUUUCUAGUGUGCAAACAGUUUACAGACAACUGUUUUAUGAUAUUUUUUUGAACAAAAUACAGACUUUAUUUGAUAUCAAAUUAGACACCAUCCAAAAAACUAGGACAUUAAUCUUAUUGUUAUAGACACCUUAUCUAUUAAACAGUAAGAAAGAAAAUCAGGCAAGAAGAUAUAAUUAUUAGACUGUUAUUAUCAACUGUGAGUUUGCUAAAAUUUCAGAAGACUUAGAUAUACUGAUCAGUGAAUCAUUACCAUGGCAACGAUGUGUAAUUUCCUUACAAAAGUACUAACAUUACCAUGGCAACAAUGUGGUAUUUUCUUACAAAAAUACUAAACUUUUGUCAAUUUCUUUGCAAUACUUUGAAUAUUUGAAGUGUUUUUCCAUAUAUUUACAUCAAAAGCCGUCUGUUGUCUUAUUUAAAAGUAAGGGACAUCAUUCCAUGCAAAUUAAUGUAAUAUUGUUUGAGAAAUAGAACUUUUCGGAUACACCUCUCUCAGUUACAACUCUUGCCAUUUUAAGGCAGACUUGUGUGAUAACAUAGUGCUUUGCUGGUGCAAUUAUUACAUAUGAAAAUAUAUCACUUACAUAAUACAGCUUAACAAAUAUAACAUAUAAACAAGAAAGAUGUUGUUUACAUAUGAUGAUAUCCAAAAAAAUUUAAAAGUCAAAUUAAUGUUACCAUGGCAACAAUGCACUAUUUUCUUAAAAUAGUAGUAUUUUUGUAAAUUUUCCAGAAAGAAACAGAACAUUCAUAUAGCAUCUGUUCAGUAUACAUUUGUUUUACAUCACAAAUGGUCAGUUAUGAUCAUUUAUAAAAGAAACAUAUUUCAUGUAAUAUAAUUUGACUUUGAGAAUUACAUAUUUUUCUGAUAUGCCUACCUGCAUUACAACUCUGCAAUUUUAUGGCAUAUUUGUGUUAUGACAUGUUUUGUUGAUGCAAUGAUUACACAUAAAAGAUAUUUUCUUGCAGAACAUAGUCUGAUUAGCAGAAUUUUAACAAGAAACAUGCUGUCUACAUAAUCAAACAAAUCUUAAUUUAAGUCAAAUUUGUGUUACCAUGGCAACUCACAAUGUUUUGCAACAAAAAAUAGCUAUUUCUGCAAAGUUCAUGUAAAAAUAUCUUUUAACACAAUUAUAACCAUGGAUUUACAUGAUUAAUUCUUGAAAUAAAAUAUAUUAUAUUUUAUCAGUAACAAAUAUUUUCUGCUAUAUUGGAAGUUUUCUGUCAUGGCCAUUUCUGGGAAAUCCUUCCUACACUCACACUGGCAAGGCAGUUUUGAUUGUAAAAAUUUUCAUCCAAUUUGAAAGGUUGUGCUUUAAAUGUCACACAUGUUGUAGUUUUGAAACAACUAGGAUUCAUUCAACAGACAUUUCUUAGUAUUUCAUAAGUUAAAUUCUGUAUUGUUAGAACAAUUAAGAUAGUGCUUUUCAAACCACUUCACAGCUGUCAUGGCAAUAAAACACCUGUAAAAUACUUUUACCCAAUAUUUCUCACAGUUGACUUAAUUUUACUUUUCUUGAAACACAUUUGUAAUUUGAAUUAGAAUGUUUAACUUUUUCAGGUCAUAAGGGCAGGAAACAUGACCUUAUUUGUGCAAUAUGGAGUUAUUUGCUCAUAUCAGUAUUUGUGACAUGCACUCUAUUCCAUAGGCAUGUUUUCAGCUGGAUGAUCAGUAGAACAUAUUAAUUCCUUCUGUUUCAUACCCAUUCACAUAUUCAUAGUUCUUUCAUCACUGCAAAACAAAAAUUUAACAACAUUAGAACUUCAUUAUAAGAUUAGUAUUAUGUUACAGAAUAUAAAACUGUAAAGCAUCUUUUAAAGCUUAAGAGAGUCUUUUUGUUAAAAGCUGAAUGAAAACAGAAUUGAUAAGUAUAAACUCAUCAAUGAAUCUUACAGUAUUCAAGCAGAAAAAGUAGCUUUUUAAGAAUACAUAAGCUAGCUAAGAUUCUGACAGACUAGACUACAAUUCAUGCAAUCAUACUUAAUGUAAACAUACAUACAUGAUAUAUUUAAUUAUUAUAUAUCAUUACUUAUUCACUUCUUAAUAUAUUAACACAUAUUUGUUGAAUGGGUCUAUAAUUAAAAUCUUUUCUCUUAAAAUGUUAUGAAUAAAAUAGAUCAUUUAUGUUUAUGCUACUUUAAUGUCUUUAUCUUUCUUAGAAUAGCAGUAUAGUAACUGUAAAAUGUAUGAAGAAAUUUACAAACCCCAAAAGAAUCGAGCUUGUGGUGUAUAAACCUUCCUGGAAAAUCCUUUAACUGUUUAAGGUCAUUGCAUCAAGCCAAACAAGAACAUUACAAAAUGGUGAGUAAUCCAGAAAUAAUGGCCAAGUGAAAAGUAUGCAAAUUUAACAAAAAUUUGAAAAACUUUGCAAAAAAAAACUCUCAUUCCAAGUAAAACCAAUGGUUAUUAAUAAAACCCGGCCCGGCCCGGCCCGGACCAAACCACGGAAAUAGCCGAUUCUGAUUAUACGGAAACCACCGGAAACUUACGGACGGUAGGCUAAUAUAAUUACGAAUGAAUGGUGAUACCGACAUCUUAAUCAAGGCAAAUUUAUGAGUAUUUUAUUUCAUUAUUACAGAAACUUUUUAUAAUAAUUUUAUUAUACAUUUACAUUUUGAAUACUAAACUCUUUCUCUACAGUAACUUACAAUUGUCGCAUUGAAAAAUAUUAGUCACGGAUAGAGUUAUUUCGAGGGAUCACCCUCUUAGGAAUACAUUAUUUAUUUUAUUAUACCGGAAAAUAAAUGAAAUGGUUUAUUUAACGUUAAAAAAGUUAUGACUUACCAAAUAAUGAAGACAAAAUUAAGGAGGCUUUACUAGUAAGCAUUUAGAUUGUCGCGACUUUGCUGUAUAAAAAGACUUUUUGAUAAGUAUAGUCUUGAGGUUACAUAUCGCUGUAUUUAUGGGCAUACUUCAACAAAAUCAGCAGCAGUAACAUUCGGAAAACGGCGAUAACUACGGAACAUAUAAUGAGAGCACUCAUUUUCUUAGUAGUUAGUAGUUAGUUAAUUUCCAAUCCGAUGGUGAUAGGGUUUUAUUAAUAACCUAAAUAGGUUAAUAUUUAUGCCUUGUAGACGUUUUAUGUAUGGACUGAUUCAGAUUUGACAUUGCAAGAAAUAAGUAACUGAAGCUGACAAUAUAGAUGUGUUUCAACUGUUCCUGAUCAGUCACUUUCAUGGCAUGGCUAUAUAAAAUGAUCAGGCUUUAAUUAUGUAACUAAACACUAUGACUGACUUUUGUGUUUUUGUCUGGCACCAAAGUCAAAGUCUUCUUCCAUAGAAUCUAAUUGUCUUGCAUACUGAUUCUACUGAAUAAGAGUCAAAACAGAUUAAAAAAACUUUAAUUCAUAGCAGAUUUAGUAAAUAAUAUAUAGUCUACAAUACAAUGACACUUGUAAAUAAAACGUGAAUUGCGCUACCUCCAAACUGUCAUUAGUGUCAAAUCCGGGCUAUUUUUCGAAAAGAUAUCGGACAAAACAGUCGAUAUGAACUCAAAUAAUAUUUUUAAACCCUACAUAUCGUUUAAAUACUUACUUACCUUGACAUUCGUUAACUGUCAUUCUUUAUACAAUCGAAAUAAAUCAUCAAAUAACUGUUUUUGGUAGUUUCAUUUUCUCCGCGACCUUCCAUGUUUACAAAUGGCGUGUCGAUUCAAAGGGCGAUCAAUUAUCAAUCAUUUAAAUUUUUUAAAGAAACGGAAUUGCAAAACACGGAAAUGUUUAUGUCAUUUCAUUUAUUUCUUGUGGCUAGGUAAAGUAUUAUUGAAAACAAUAAUGCAUUAAUUGCCGCGAACACGUGGUAACGUCCACCAUUUUUUGUGACGUAACUUUAAUCGAUGUUUUCUCAAAUGACGUAACGCCGAAUUUGGACCCAAAAUGUCAUGGUGCGUCACAUAUAUGUACAACAUAAUGGUGCUGUUGAAAGCAUACACUGCUUUGUGCAUUGGAAUAUGUAAGAGUAUUCUUUUCUGCUAAUACUCCAUUUUAAUUAAUAAUAAUAUUACAAUACAUGUACUCUUCUCAUGUAGAUAUACACAUUCAAAGGUGCUUUACAGUUCAAAGGUGCUUUGCAGGAAAGCAUUCCAAAAAUUCAUAUAAUUACAGAUUCAGAAGUAACCCAAACAAGACAAACAUAUAUAAGUAUAAACAUUGAAUGACUUUUAGGAUAUUUCUGUUCUACACUUUAAAUAAGAAGAGAUGUUUAUAGUUUGAUUGAUUGCUUAAUUAAGCAAGAAACACGCUGUAGCAUUAUGGGUCACCAUGUAGCUUAUUGGGGUUUGUUUAUACAUUACUAUACAUGGAAACAUUGCUUGGUCAGGCAUCAGUGACUCGAGCACCGGUGCUGACUUGAGCAAUUCAUGGGGUACACGAUUGUUUUCCUUAUUAGCUCACCUAAGCACGUAGUACUCAUGGUGAGCUUUUAGGAUCAUUGGAUGUUUCCGCAAUUUCACUUAAGAACACCAAGCUAAACUUCACAGGAAAGUUCUUUGGGUGGUCCUCUUUCAGAUUUGUUCAGAUCAAGGCCAUUCUUGUAGAAUUCUUGUUACCAUACCAACCAAAAGCAAAAACUUUAAAACUCUUUUCAGGAACUGUUGCUUUGAAAUUAUUAUAAGUUUUACAGAAAUGUUCCUUAGGUGACCCUCUAAUCAUUCUGUUUUGUUAAAAACAACAUUGUCACCAGAGCUUUGGGCUACAUUUCCAUAUAUGGCUGUAUGCAAAACUUCGGCUUGAUUUCAGAAUAAUUUCACAAACAUUUUCCUUAAGUGACCAUCUGACAAAUUCUUUAAAUAAUUUUUUUUCAUUAAAAACAUGGGUUGGAGAGGACAUGGCUAGUUUUUCCUAUAUCGUUAUAUUGAAAACUGAAACUGACCCUCUACCAAAGUCCUCUUACUUCUCCCACUAUCUGUUCUUAUUAAGUGGAAACCUUUAGAAAAACCUUUUGCCAGAAAACACAGGCCUUAUUUCAAAAUAUUUUCACAGAUACUUCCGUUGCGCAGCCCUGUACCAAAAGCUGUUCUAUCAAGCUAUGAAACUCAGGUGAGCAACUAGGGCCAUGAUGACUUUCUUGUAUUAUCUAUGUUUGGAUCACUCAAAACUCUGGACAACUCGAGGAUUUUGCUCCUCUUCUUGCAGCUUUGGGUGAUCAGUGUUUAACUGUAAUGUUAUAUAAUUGAGGGGUGUGUUUGUGCCUUAUUCUGAUUUAAGAAAGGUUACAGUGUUUUUUUCAGCUCACCUCAGCACAAAGUGCUCAAAGAUUAGGUUUUGUUAUAACCCUUUGUCCCAUGUUGUCAAUCUGUCUGUUCUGUGUCAGUCAACAGUUUACUAGACUAAUUUGUUGAAAAAUUUUUGGAAACACAUAAUGUAUGUGGUCAUAAGAUCCUGGUCAAGUUCAAUGUAAUUGAGCAAAAUUACUUAAGUAACACCUGUGUUAUUAUGUCUCCCACUACACAGUGGUGUGGGACACGUAUUGAUUUACUCCUGUGUGUGUGUGUGUGUGUCUGUCUGUCACAAAUCUGGUCCGCACUCUAAGUUGAACAUUUCUCAUUUGAUUUACACCAAACUUAUACAAAAUGUGUUUGCCAAUAAGUCCUCAGCCAAGCCAAAUCGGCCCAGGCAUUUCGGAAUUAAUAAUAAUGGCCCUUGAAACUUGUUUUUGAUUAUCAAAGCACUGAAAGACUGAUAAGGCAGUUGAGGUGACUUGUAUACUACUAUUCAGAUGAUUAGGCAGUUGUGGGAGACAUGACUUGUGCUUUUCUCAAAAUUAAAGCAGCUCUAGUUGUUAAUGAUUUAACAAAAUUUGUCAUAUUUCAUUUUGUUGAUGCAUUAAAGCCGCAUGUCUUGACAAUUUUUGUGAAAUUAGCACAUCAAGAUUAUGCCCAAGAGAUCUAGCUCAUGUUUGCUUUAGCAGCAAAUGCGUUCUGGCCCCUGAAUUGAUAAAUAUUGCAUUAUCAUUUUAUGUUAACGUGUUGGUAGCAACAUUUCAUGAGCAAUCUUCAUAAAUUUGGUCAAACCAUAAAACGAUCUUGUUAAUCAUAUUCAAGUCCCCAAAUAGGUCAUCUGUGGUCAAAACUAGGCCACUAGGUCAUACUAAAGAUAAACUUUUUUAACAUUCCAAAGGCUAUAUCUUUUACCUGAUCUCUGUGAAACUUGGUCAGAAUGUUUGGUUUUCUCAAACUGAGGUAAAGUUUGCAAAUUUGAAAUUUUGGUCUGUAGAUUAACUUCUAAAGAAACCUUGUAAAUACUGUUGCCACAUUAUCAAUAUCUGAUGUACAUGAAACCUGGUUAGAAUGGUUUUCUUUAUGAAAUAGGUCAAUUUUAAAAACUUCUGUACCUUGGGUAAAAAAAACAGGUAGCAUCCUUGCAUGGAGCUUUUUCGUGUUUCUUGAAAUGUCUCUUUAUCAACACAUUCUUAGCACUCGUGGACAGGUUAGAAAAUCAGGGCCUUCAUGACUCCCUUGCUCUAAAUUUGAGGGUUUUAAAUUAACAGUUGAAACUUGAUAUCUUGAAUUCUUUUAUCGCAAAAUUCUGCCUAAUAGUAUUUGAAAGAUAUUUUCAAGUCCCGUCCCUAAAACACAUUCGCAAAAUAUCAUUUUUAAUCGAAUUUCUGAUAUCUUGAAGUAAAGUGCUUGAUCCUUUGGAGUUUGAUAUACCCAGUUUCAACUGUAUAUUUGUACUGAAUUUAAUAUCUCAGCACAAGGAUUGGCAUUAUUUUAGACAUGCACAAAAUGGGCAUCAUUUACUUAAUUAGAUUUGUACAUAAUUUUGAUGAUUUGUGUCAUGUGAAAGGUACCUAGUUAUUUAUUUUUGUUGAAAUUUUGAUGUUGUUUUGUGACUCUUUGUUCGAUAUGAGUAUUGUUAUCAUACCAGUAGCUGUUUUGAUUUCUGCAAUUGAAAUGUUUUGAUCUUUCACAGUUUAAAAAAAAAAAACUAAAUUUUUUAAAAAACAAUUUAAUAUUAAAGAUUGUAUUUUCUCUCACUUCUCAUUUAAGAAAAAUAUUUUUAGAUUUUAUUAUGAGGUACCUUCUCUUGUGAUGUGGUCCAUUUGUUAUUGUUAAAAUCUUUAGUUUUAUUUAGAUUUGUACCUUUAAAAGGCUAGCAUUAAUCAGGUUGGUAGUGUUUAGAUUUAAAGUUGGUAAGUUCAAUAUGUAUUUGAACUGUUACUUUUAAGGAAUGUGCAAAAUGUUGCAAAAAAUAUUUUUCUAAAUUAAAAGUCUAACAUAAAUAUGUUUUUGCCAUUGAUGAUGUAACACAAUUUCAAAAUAAAACAAUAAACCAA